Molecule: messenger RNA, 1056 nt
Organism: Hemisphaericaspora subhashii
Lineage: Eukaryota; Fungi; Ascomycota; Pichiomycetes; Serinales; Debaryomycetaceae
Gene: ATS1
Product: Ats1p
Exons: 1
Coding region: 1-1056 (351 amino acids)
Source: RefSeq, a predicted model, not a curated record
AUGUAUAAAGUUUUAGCAUGUGGAUCCAAUGGUAAUUAUCAAUUGGGUAUAAGAAAUGAUAUUGAUCAAAAUAUUCUUCAAGAAUCACAAUUCCAAAUAGGACAAGAUUCAAUUGUAACAUCUCUUCCCCAAAAACCUAUCAAGAUAGCAUGUGGAGGAAAUCAUACCUUAAUUCUCUUUGAAAAUGGAGAUAUUUAUUCCACAGGGGAGAAUCAAUACGGACAAUGUGGACUUCCCAAAUGUGGUAAUAUAAAACUACUUACUAAAAUCCCUGGAAAUUGGAUUGAUUGUUGUUGUGGAUGGGAGUUCUCCAUUUUGAUAGAUGAUAAGAGGGAAGUAUAUGUAUGUGGAAAUGGGUUAAAAGGUGAAUUGGGACUAGGCAAAGAAAUACGACAGAGUGAGUUGUGUUUUUCAUUUGCGAUACCCACUGAUUCGAACUUCGAAAUUAAAGCGUCUAUUCAUCAUGUCAUCCUACGCAUAGACAAUAUAUUGAUGGGAUGGGGAAAUUGUAGAAAAGGUCAAUUGGGAAUAAUUGACGAAAAGAAGCCGUCAAUUCUUUGGCAGCCAAGAGAAUUGAAUUUCCCGAAUAUAAUAAUAAGAAAAGGAACUACGAAGUUUACUCUUGGUAGAGAGUUUACAUGUAUUUCCAAUGAAGAUCGAAUCUCAAUAUUUGGAAAGCACUCCAUUGAACUUGAUUCGGAUGUUAGUGACGUUUUAGAAAUAGGCUCAAUGUGGUCCUCUUUACAUAUCCUUUUGAAGAACAAUACAAUUAGGUCAUUUGGAAACAAUAGCCAUGGACAGUUAUAUCCAACUGUUAGUGAUUUCAAGGUUGAUGAAAUGGUUAUUGGUAGUGAACAUGGUUUGGUAAAUUCAAGCAAUACAGUCUAUAGUUGGGGUUGGGGUGAACAUGGUAAUUGUGGUAUACAACAACAAGGACAAAGCAAUGCUGACGAGGUAACGUUCAAUUACUUAAAUCCAGUAUACACAGAUUCAAGUGAAGUAGUCUUGGUAGCAGCUGGAUGCGCUACUAGUUGGGUAGUCAUCAAAGUAGAGUAA